AUGGCGAUGGAUCGAUAUUGCAUGUUCACAAUACUUGACAAGUAUAGGAAACAUCAUAAUGCUACUUCAGAUGUCACUGUUCCUGAUAAAGACAACCAGGACAAUUAUGAAGAAUAUCUGAAGCUCAAAGCAGUAGUUGAAUGUCUCCAAAAGUCUCAGAGAAAUCUCCUUGGUGCCGAUCUCGGCUCAAUGAAUGUUAAAGAGCUUGGGCAACUUGAGAAUCAAAUAGAGAUGUCAUUACAACAGAUAAGAUCAAAAAAGACACAGUUAAUGCUUGACAAUUUGUGUGAUCUCAAAAGAAAGGAACAAAUACUGCAAGAUGCCAACAAAACAUUGGAAAGGAAGUUAAUUGAAGUCAAUGCAAGGAACACAUUCCAUUCACAAGCAUUCCUGCAUCCAUCUCUGCAAAUUGGGUACAAUCCAGUUUAUUUACAGCAAUCAAACACACAAAUCACAUCCCAGAUUUCAGGCUUUAUGCCCAUGGAUGGAUAAACACUGAUUAUUCCAAUAUAAAUAUAAAUAUAUAAUAAAUAAAUAAAUAAAUACUCUUCUCUGCUUUUUACCCAUAUAUAUAUAUAUGCCCAGGAUGUUUUUGUAAAUAUUUCAUGGGUGGUGGUAAUUUCAGGCAUUUGGAGGGAUGCAUUU
This is a messenger RNA of Dioscorea cayenensis subsp. rotundata (Guinea yam), 645 nucleotides long. RefSeq names its product agamous-like MADS-box protein MADS2. The record is from RefSeq and is a predicted model, not a curated record. Bases 1 to 492 code for a protein of 163 amino acids. Gene Ontology annotation, molecular function: DNA-binding transcription factor activity. Lineage: Eukaryota; Viridiplantae; Streptophyta; Magnoliopsida; Dioscoreales; Dioscoreaceae. Gene Ontology annotation, cellular component: nucleus. The transcript has 8 exons. Gene Ontology annotation, biological process: regulation of DNA-templated transcription.